AUGUGGCAUGAUGUCAUUGGGUAUUGGGAUGAGAUAUAAGGAGAGAGAAAAUAAUAUAGAUAAUUGAUGAUCCUAAAAAUAAGUCUAACCAUUGGGAUUAAAAAAAUAUGGUCUUUUAUGUAAGUUGGGCAUAUGUGAUAGGAAGGAGAGAGAAAGUAAUUGAAUAAUUGAUGACCCCCAAAAAGAGUCCAACCAUUGACAAUGCUCUAAAAAGUUCACAAGACACAAGAAAUUAAAGUAUCCCCAUUUUUUCUACCUCUUUCUCUCUCUUAUCUAUCUCUACUUCCAUUAAUUCAGAUUAUCAUUUCACUUAAAACCCACAUUCUCUCUCUUCUUUUUUUUUUACAGUGGAAAAAAAUGGGGAUUUUGAUUUUUUCUCUCUCCAAAUUCUCAUACUGUCAAACACCGAUCCAAACCCAUCUUUCCCAGAAAAUUAGGGAAAAAGAGAGCAGAUAAUUCUUACGCAGAAAAUUAGGGAAAAAGAGAGCAGAUAAUUCUUACCCAGAAAAAAAAAAGCAUAAUUUUUUUAUUUUUUUUGCUUAAAUUAUUAAUCUUUGACCCAUUUUUGUAAGCUGAGAGUUGAGUUGAGCAUUUUUAGUGAGAGAAAAUGAGAAAGCAUGGAUGGCAACUUCCAUACCACCCACUUCAAGUUGUAGCUGUUGCUGUGUUUUUAGCACUUGGGUUUGCUUUCUAUGUUUUCUUUGCUCCAUUUGUUGGAAAAAAGCUUUACCAGUAUAUCAUUAUGGGCCUCUAUACUCCCCUUAUAGUAGGUGUUUUUGGACUGUAUAUAUGGUGUACCGCGUCUGAUCCAGCGGACCCGGGCGUUUUCAGGUCUAAAAAGUAUCUUAAAACCUCAGGCAAAGGAGAACACACCGGAGCAAAGGACUCAAAGCUAUGUGGGGAAUCUGCUUCAUCUAAGCAAUUUGUGAAUGCUGCAGGAAAGGGGGGGAAACCUCAUGACGAAGAUGACAAGAGCACAGAUAUUAACAUGGAAAAAUUCAAGGCUGACCAUGAACAUGGAGUUGAAUCGUCACAUUGUUCAUCUUGUGUUGUGGGAAUAUUGUUCUAUCCCUGUACUUUCCUCUGCAACUGCAUGAGUCCAUCAGAAGAAUCUUCGGAGCGGCAAACAAGCGAAGAAGGAAUGUUCUAUUGUAGUCUAUGUGAAGUUGAGGUUUACAAGUACAGCAAGCAUUGUAGAGUUUGUGAUAAAUGUGUAGACAGUUUUGAUCACCACUGUCGGUGGCUCAAUAACUGUAUAGGCAAAAGGAACUAUCGGAAGUUUUUCACCCUCAUGGUUGUGGCACUCCUAUUGCUAAUUCUUCAAUGGUCAACUGGGAUACUUGUCUUGAUUUGCUCUUUUCUUGAGAGGAAGAGAUUCCAUGCAGAGAUUGUUGCAAAGCUCGGAAGCAGUUUCUCCAUGGCGCCGUUUAUUAUUGUAGUGGCCAUGUGCACCAUUUUGGCUAUGAUAGCGACCCUACCGCUGGCUCAGCUUUUCUUCUUCCACAUUCUUCUCAUAAAGAAAGGGCUUAGCACAUAUGACUACAUUGUAGCUCUGAGAGAGCAGGAGCAGCAAGAAGUUGGAGGUGGACAGAGUCCUCAAAUGUCUCAAGUCAGCUCCCUCACUGGACUGAGCAGUGCCAGCUCUUUCAAUACUUUCCGACGAGGUGCAUGGUGUACACCUCCACGGUUGUUUCUUGAGGAUCAGUUUGACGUAGUUCCUCCUGACACUGGAUCAGUAAGUUCCUAUGGUAAGAAAGCUGCUAUAGAGGAACCAAUCAAGAAAAAGAAUCCGGCUGUAAAGAUCAGCCCAUGGACAUUAGCACGUUUAAAUGCGGAACAGGUUUCAAAGGCUGCCGCAGAGGCGAGGAAGAAGUCCAAGAUUCUACAACCCGUGAUUAGACGUGAGAGCCCACUUAACUUAGAAAGGGACAACAGUUUUGGCAGCGGCCGUCGUAUAAUAUCCCGGAUUGACCACAGUAGAAGGCGAAACAGUAAACGCGUCAGACUCCCAUCAGAUAUGCCCCUCGAGCAGCUGGUGAAUGUAUCUACAAAAACAACUAAGGCAUCCUCCAGCAGCUUGGCUCCUCUCCAGCAAGAAGCACGGAGUGCCUUCCGAACUAGCCUAGCCAUGUCAAGUGGAGCUAACCAUGUUAGCUCCUCCCCAGAGAGCAGCUUAGACUCACCUGAUGUGCACCCAUUCCGUCUUUCCUCUUCCGGGGCAGAAGAUUCUAGAAGGCUUACUAACUUAUCAGUGGCUGGUGGAGCUGCACUCCCCGGGAUCCCCCUGUCCAGGUCAACCAGUGAUGGGUAUGAACCUUCUGGUGGAGAAGACAGUGACCAGGUUCCUUCAAGGCCUGAGGAAAGGACAGUGAAUUGGAGCAGUUUACUUUUUAGGUCAAACCAAGAUGGAGGAAUGCUCAAUCUUAAGGGAUCAUCUGCAUUUGGCCAAGGAAAUCUCAGAAAGUUCUGAUUGGAUGAAAUCUAGUGAAUAUUGUGAUGUUUUGAGAUGAUGAGAAUCGGUUCAUGAAGAUGCUUGAAUCAUGAGGUAGAUGGAUCGAUCACAAGUUGCCGAUAAGAAGGCAUUGUGCAGAUUUUACUUUGAGUGAUCGUGCUACUUUCGCGAUGUUUCUCUUAAAAAAAAAUGUCAGGUUGAUGUUGUAAAGCAUAUUACUAAAUGACCUGCAUAUGUAGAAUUUUGCUAGGAAUGUCUAGGCAGCUUUCUUUUCUUAUUUUUUUCUGGUUUCUUGUUUGAAGGUGGAACUAUUCAGAGAUGUUUAGCAUCCUUAAAACUGUCAGGAUUACUUGAAUUCUUUAAUUACAAGAUUCUUCACUGA
This is a messenger RNA of Beta vulgaris subsp. vulgaris (sugar beet), 2834 nucleotides long. Its product is annotated as probable protein S-acyltransferase 22. NCBI's taxonomy places the organism in Eukaryota, Viridiplantae, Streptophyta, Magnoliopsida, Caryophyllales, Amaranthaceae. Gene Ontology annotation, molecular function: protein-cysteine S-palmitoyltransferase activity. The coding region runs from base 608 to 2470 and encodes 620 amino acids. Gene Ontology annotation, cellular component: Golgi apparatus; endoplasmic reticulum. Gene Ontology annotation, biological process: protein targeting to membrane; peptidyl-L-cysteine S-palmitoylation. The transcript has 9 exons. The record is from RefSeq and is a predicted model, not a curated record.